Candoia aspera is the source of this 2970-nucleotide messenger RNA. RefSeq names its product hydroxysteroid dehydrogenase like 1 (gene HSDL1). The record is from RefSeq and is a predicted model, not a curated record. The transcript has 5 exons. Gene Ontology annotation, cellular component: mitochondrion. Lineage: Eukaryota; Metazoa; Chordata; Lepidosauria; Squamata; Candoiidae. Bases 117 to 1091 code for a protein of 324 amino acids. Gene Ontology annotation, molecular function: oxidoreductase activity.
AAGGUUUUAACCAAUGACAAUGUUGGAUUAGGGGGAAAGUUGCAGUCUUGCAGGUGUUACGUUGUGAUGCAAAGCCCACCUACGUCGGAGAACACCUGGUAAGAUAACGGGUUGCAAUGGCUGCGGUGGACAGUUUCUCCCUGUUGCUGCGGGAGAUCGGACGGUCCUACAACUACUGCGUAGAGAUGCUCGCGCUUGCGGGAGCUCUCUAUGCCACCAAGGUGUGCGUCACCGUUCUGAAUAACACUUAUGCGCUGAUCAGGGUGCAUUUUGUUCCCCGGAUGUUUGGCAGGCCUGACUUAAGCAGGCGGUAUGGGAAAUGGGCUGUUGUCACAGGAGGAACCUCAGGGAUUGGGCUCUCCUACGCUAAAGAGUUGGCCAGUCGUGGAGUUGACCUCAUUUUGAUCAGCCGGAAUCGGGAGAGAUUAGAAUCUAUUGCUGAAGAGAUGGCGGAGACCUAUGGCAUCAGAACAGCAAUUGUUGUGAUGGAUUUUGGCAGGGGCCGUGAGGCCUAUCCGGUCAUCGAGAAGGCUCUCGAGGGCAAAGAGAUCGGCAUCUUAGUGAACACUGUUGGGGUGCUCUGCCCUCUGCCCGAUUCCUUCACCAGCUUGACGGAGGACCAGGUCUGGGAGUUCAUCAAUGUAAAUAUUGGAGCUGCAAACAUGAUGGUGCACCUGGUGUUGCCAGGCAUGGUGCAGAGGAAGAAGGGGGCCAUCGUCAAUGUCUCUUCUAUCAGUUGCUGCAAUCCCUGUCCCCGAUAUACAGCCUAUUCAGCCUCCAAGGCUUACCUGGAUCAUUUCAGCAGAUCACUUCACUACGAAUAUGCAUCUCACGGCAUUUUCAUCCAGAGCUUAAUUCCGUUCUUCAUUUGCACCGACGGGACGAAGUCUGGUAACACGCUCUCCAAAAUGAGCUUUUUUGUGCCUUCUCCUGAUGAGUACGUACGUCAUGCGGUCACCACCCUCGGAGUCUCCCGAAGGACGACAGGAUACUGGCGCCACACACUCUUGAUGAUUUUAGCACGGUUUGUCCCUGAAUGGAUCUGGGCUUGGGUGGUACCCAGAAUAAAAUAUGGGCAGAAGUCGCUUUAAAAAAAUGUUUGUGAAGGAUCUUGGCUUGAGCGCCAGUAACAUCUUGCAGUCUAGAUUGACCGUGGCUACCAAACCCCGACUUCUUUGCACGAAUCCCUUUCUCGCUUGCUUUAUUUGUUGAAAAUCAUGUACUUGAGACUUGGAGAAAGUUUGGCUUGGACGUAGCAGAAAGGAACACGGCUGAAACAAACUUUUAGCGUGCUGGCCUAGUACUGUCCACCUAAGGCAUCACUGAUGUAGGGUUCUUCAUAGCCUCCCUCCAAAAGACAUGAGGAAUCCUGUGGAUGGUGAAGAAAUUGACUUGUUGAAGAGCUUGGGAUUCCAUAAAACCAAAAGGGAAGAAAUAGCUGCCGAUAUGGCAUUCUGGGUCAAUGUUCUCCAACCUUGGGUGCAGGGCUGCAACACCCAUCGACCCCAACUGGAUUCUCUCUGAGAGAGUUUUCCUCUGGUGCAACGUACCCCCCACCCCACCUUCCAGGCUACGGAUGUUCAGUGGAGGUGUCGUCCUUCAACUCCAUACAAUCUUGUGCUUGAUCAGGAAGCUGUUUCCUGUUGCAUGUAUGAUGUCUGCAACCAUGCUUCGGAGUGGGUAACACUGUCAUGGUUUUUAGGGGCUCGACGGAGGAGGCUGUCUCAUGGGGUUAUUCUAGUUAGAGACAGGGUGGCACAGAAGUCCUUGACUUUUCAGCCUCCAGACAAGGCUGAGGACAGAAACCCCAAAGAAGGUGGGUCUGGCAGACAGGUUCUUUGGCAACCUUCCCCAAUCUGUCUUGCUCCAGGUGUGUUGGAUUACAUCUCCCCUGAUCCCCUGCCUGUCUAGCAGUCCUGCCGGCUGGGAGGGAGGAGGGUGGUCAUCCGGUGCAUCUAAAGCAGGGUUUCUCAACCUCGGCGACUUUAAGCCGUGUGGACUUCAACUCCCAGAAUUCCCCAGCCAGCAUGGCUGGCUGGGGAAUUCUGGGAGUUGAAGUCCACACGGCUUAAAGUCGCCGAGGUUGAGAAACACUGACCCAAAGGGUGUCAGGCUGAUCAGUUGUAGCAGGCUCCUGAACAGUUUGACUUAAGCAUCAAAUAGGCUUGGUGUCUGUGAAGUGUAGGUCUUUUUCCCCGGCAGGGCAGCUAAUGGACUGUUUGCCUGUGACGUCUUUUGAGUUCAGGGUGUCCUCUGAAAUCAAGGCCUAGGUAUCUUCAGACCCUGAAUUAAGGCACGCAACUGAGGCUGUGCGUGCCCCCAACACCUCUCUUGGCAGCCUUAAGAGGCCAUUGCAGCAGGACUGCUGAAAACAAACAGCUCCAUUUCCCAGCAUUUUGGGGGCAGGACACCAUUUCGGAGAUGAAAACUGUAGUGUAAAAAUAAGAUAGCUAAUAAGUGCUAUAACAUAGCUGUGGUCACAGAGGGACAGUGCCAGCAGCUUUAGACCAGGUUUGUAUACCAUCCUAAGCCUUGUGAACCAUGGUUUAGGGAAUUAACCCACUUGCUUGGGAUCACACAGCAUCCACAGCCAUAAACCAUGGUGGACAAACUAUUUAUUUAACAUUCUAAAACAAAGGCAAACAUUAUGGGUUGAUUAUUUAUUACACAUAACACCAGCUUCCAAGAUUUUGGGUGGUUAGCCUCAUGAAUAAAUCCAGACUCACUGCUUUUUCUUCAAACAAACAGAUUUCCUGACUGUGGAAAGCUAUUUAAAAAGAUAAGCUGGGUGGUACUUAGUCCCCAAAACAAGUGGAGGCAGCCUGCUUUUUUCGUUCCCAGCUGUGAUUUCUGUCUUUUCUAGCAAGCAGUACUUGCUGCCCUAUACUAUACCUGGAGUGAUAGUCAUGAUAUCAAACUGAACUGGAUCAUCUUUUAUCUUUUAGAGUCUUAGCUGUAAAAAAAGUUUGA